This is a messenger RNA of Solenopsis invicta (red fire ant), 1458 nucleotides long. It is a transcript of the gene Faa, whose product is annotated as fumarylacetoacetase. Gene Ontology annotation, molecular function: fumarylacetoacetase activity. The record is from RefSeq and is a predicted model, not a curated record. Gene Ontology annotation, biological process: homogentisate catabolic process; L-tyrosine catabolic process; L-phenylalanine catabolic process. Lineage: Eukaryota; Metazoa; Arthropoda; Insecta; Hymenoptera; Formicidae. The transcript has 8 exons. Bases 116 to 1372 code for a protein of 418 amino acids.
AAAUUCCUUCCCAGUCCAGCUCGGUGGGAAGCUAUCUCGAACGCUAGUUAUCAGAUCUUCUUUAGUGGCGUUUGCGACAGAAACCGUCCGACAGUCGGUCGUAGCAGCUGUAACCAUGAAAUCUUUCAUCGAUUACUCAACAUCGUGCGAUUUUCCGAUUGAAAAUUUGCCAUACGGCGUCUUCUCUACAAAGGACAAGCCAGAUAAAAAGAUAGGAGUAGCAAUCGGUAACGAAAUUUUAAAUUUGGAUGCUAUCGCAAAUUAUUUUGAUGGACCAUUGUUACAAAGUAAGCAGGAUGUGUUUCGUCGUGAUUGCCUCAACGAUUUCAUGUCUCUUGGAAGACCAGCAUGGCUAGAAGCAAGAGCAAAACUUCAAGAUCUUCUUUCUGUCAAUAAUCAUACUUUGCAAGACCCAGAAGUCCGCUCUAAGGUUUUCGUCGCACAGAAAGAUGCUACGAUGCAUUUACCAGCCAAAAUUGGCGAUUAUACUGAUUUUUAUUCAUCUAUUAAUCAUGCUACAAAUGUCGGCAUCAUGUUCCGUGGUAAAGAGAAUCCUUUGAUGCCAAAUUGGAAAUACUUACCAGUCGGUUAUCACGGAAGAGCAAGUUCCGUUGUUGUGUCAGGCACACCCAUAAAGCGACCGUAUGGUCAAACAUGCCCGGUUGAAGGUGCAGCACCUGUUUAUGGACGUUGUUUAUUAAUGGAUUUUGAGCUGGAAGUUGCCUUCUUCGUCGGUGGACCACCUACAAAUCUUGGAGAUACCAUACCAGCUUCGAAGGCGCAUGAUCACAUCUUCGGGAUGGUUUUAAUGAAUGAUUGGAGCGCAAGGGAUAUUCAAAAAUGGGAAUACGUCCCAUUAGGACCAUUCGGCUCAAAGAAUUUGGGCACUACAAUUUCUCCUUGGAUUGUUACGAUGGAAGCUCUAGAGCCUUUUAAGGUACCAAAUAUGGCUCAAGAUCCAGAACCCUUUCCUUAUUUGCAACAUGACGAAUCUUGUAACUUUGAUAUUAAAUUGGAAGUUGAUCUGAAACCUCCAAGUGGUGUAGUCACAACCUUGACCAGGAGUAAUUUCAAGUAUAUGUAUUGGACUCCGCGACAGCAAUUAGCGCAUCAUACGGUCACCGGGUGCAACAUUAAUCCUGGCGAUUUGAUGGCUUCCGGCACUAUAAGUGGAACUGAGCCGGAUUCUUACGGUUGUAUGCUGGAGUUGUCUUGGAAAGGCACACAUACCAUUCCGUUAAAAGAUGGUACUACAAGAAAAUUCCUUCAGGAUGGCGAUGAGGUGAUCAUUCGCGGUUAUUGUGUUGGCGAUGGUUAUAGAGUUGGAUUCGGAUCAUGCACAGGUAAAUUGUUACCUGCUAAUGCAAACUGAAAUUGGUGCACAAAAUUACAUUUAUAUUUUGAUCUUUUAUAUUUUGUAUUUGAUUUUUACGUAAUAAAUGUUUCAUUAUGUGCUUA